Molecule: messenger RNA, 2852 nt
Organism: Populus nigra (black poplar)
Lineage: Eukaryota; Viridiplantae; Streptophyta; Magnoliopsida; Malpighiales; Salicaceae
Product: rhodanese-like domain-containing protein 11, chloroplastic
Exons: 6
Coding region: 156-491 (111 amino acids)
Source: RefSeq, a predicted model, not a curated record
CUUUACAUGCUAACUUAAACUUGAGUUUAACACUGUAGCCUAGCACCCAAUGGUCAUCUAUUUGAAUUAUUUCUCUCCUGAUCUCCUUCGAUCCUCUCCAUUGCAAGAGCCCUGUGACAGUAUGCAAUUCAACUUUCUAAAAAAAACUCUAUUCGAUGCUCGUCCCUCCUUGGAACGGAGAAAGUGUGGAGGUCGGUCUUACGUUCUUGGUGAAUGCUGAUAUUUUUCCAUUAUUGACUCGAUCAUGUGCUUGCUUGUUAUUUGACAAACUGGAGGUUGGUGGAAAGGUCCAGGAGAAGUUCCCGAAAGAUGCAGACCUUAUUGUUGCAUGCCAGAGAGGAUUGAGUUGGACAGAUCAACAAAGGGCUGCUGCUGUCAAAGAAGGUUGGGGUUAUCUAUUAUUGUUCUCUGCUCGUCUGGUUGGAGUAUUUCUUGUUGCAGAUGCCUUGUUUAUUGGUGCUCAGCAAGUAGAUCGUGUAUUCAGGAUAUAAGAUCACAUUGAGUUGAGCUUGAAGGCAGUUGAUUGAUUCACCAGAGAGCAUGUCUUUGCGUUCUUAGUGACAUAUGAGAUUGAAUGGUAUCCCAAUUUUUAAACCAAGAGUAGUUUAGAAUGCCCAAGCACAUACCUCCAUAUCAUGUCUUUAAUGUUCAAUCCUGUUGUAUCUAGGCAUGGGUUUCUUCCUUGUAAGAUGAUGUAUAUGCUCUGAAUUAUGUCUCUCUAUAAUCAAUAUCCAUAAACAGUUCUCAAUGUCAUGGAUGGUGCUUCCUUUCUUUUUUGAAAUGUCAAGCUAUCUGGUUCCAAGGCAAAGCAGAUCAGGCAUCUACUUGCUGCAUCGUAGACAUUCGUUUGGUAUGAACCCCUUUGUCUUUAUCCCAUUUGUUGAGCCAAAGAAUGCAUUUGAUGAAGGAAAAUGGUUUUUUUUUCUUAUUUAUUUAUUUAUCUGACAUGAGGAAAUGAGUAUUUUGUCCUUGCAGUAUUAUGAUUGAUUGAACCUCAAUGGUGACACAACUUAUAACUGAUUCUAGUGUCCGAGUUCCAGCAGCAAGGACUAAGGCAGGAGUUAAGUUGCACCGAAGUUCUGCUUUCUUCUUACAAGCAAACCACAAGUAGUAACUUUUAUUCGGAAAGAAAAUUACAGAUUGUAGUUGACAGACUAAUAAAAUCCUGACACUUCUUGAGUCAAUCGAAGUGUGGUUUUGCAAUGACAUGCAGGGGAACUGUCCUGUGCACUGAGAUGCCAAAAGCUUCUGUAUUGUCUAUAUCCUUUGCUUCGAGACCAGGAGGAAGCUUCCAAUCAAAGCUGUGGAGGAGUUGAGCUAAAGCAAUUUCAACGGUUGCGACUCCAAAUGUGAUGGCUGGGCAGCUUCUUCUACCCGCUCCAAAUGGAUUUUCCCACAGUUCUGGAUCCCUCCCCAUUCCCCAGACAUUGACAUAAAUCCGAGUUUUAGCUGGAAUGUUGUAGCCAUCAAUUACAACAUCUUCUAAAGAUUCCCUUGGGACUAAAACUGGAGCGGCAGGAUGUAACCGGAAGAUCUCUUUGAUAACAGCUUUCAUGUAGUUCAGCCGGGGCAGAUCACUCUCUUGCACCACUCUUCUGUCUCCGACAACACUUCGUACUUCAGCUUGUGCUUUCUCCAUGACAUGAGGAUUCAUGAUAAGCUCUGUCAUUGCCCAAUCAAGGGUUAUGAAGUUGGUAUCUGUUCCUGCAGCAAACAUGUCCUGCAACAAUAGAGCAAUAAUUAUACCCUUUAGUUGUAAAUUGUGUGCAAAUGAACUCAUCUACAAGUAAUUUGAUGCUUGGAGCACUGAAGUUGAAGCCUUGAAGGUAUAACUAGACCAAUAAAAUCUUCACUGACCAAGAUGACAGCUUUAAUGUUAUCCAUGGUGAGAGGGAUUUCAGAAGAUCCAUCCUUCUGAAUAUCAAGUAGAACGUCAACAAGGUCCUUCUUCUCCUCUUGUUUUCCCUUAGAACUGCGGUGCUCAGCUAUCACCUCAUCGAAGAACUGAUCAAACCGUCUGAAGGUGUACUGGAGUUUUGAUUUCAUUCCAGUCAGACUGUGCACAAACUCCAUCGAAGGAAAGUAGUCUCCAAGACUGAAUCCUCCAAGCAAUGCUUGAAAAUCGUCAAGCAUCUUUUGGAACCCGUGCCGAUCAUACUCUCCUCCUCCAGAGAAAUCCCUUCCUAGCGCAAUCCGACAAAGAACAUCAUUGGCAUAUAGUGCAAUCAUCGAGCUUAGAUUGGUGAUGCCAGGAUAAGAUUCUGCAAUCCGACGAAUCAAGCGAGCAACUUCUUCUUCUCUAACAAAGCUGUACCACUGGACACGCUUGGCGCUGAGCAGCUCAAGUAUGCAAAUUUUCCUUAUAUUCCUCCAGUAAGCACCAUAAGGAGCAAAAGCAAUAUCAGUGCAACCAUAGAACAAGUGUUUGGCUGAAAAGAGCUGCGGACGGCUAGAGAGUACAAGAUCAUGAGUUUUCAGGACUUCUUUUGCCAAUCCAGCUGAUGAAAUCACUACAGUUGGGAUCUCCCCAAGCUGUAAGAAAAUGAUGGGACCAUACUUUUUGGCAAGCCCUCGGAGAGAGAUGUGAGGCAUAUUACCAAGCUGGUGAAGGUUACCAAUGAUUGGCAAUUUUGCAGGGCUUGGUGGGAGAUUGAGCUUCCUCUUUUUCAGCUUCUCCUUCAUGAGAAACUUGAGCACUACUACUAGAAAAAUAGUUAAAACGAACAAGGCAGGUUUGGAGCAUUCUUUCAGCCAUUGUAGUAAAGCCAUUGAUGGAUCUUUUCCCUUGACAAUUCAACUGGUUUGUAGUGUCAAUACCACAAAUUAAACAGAGACAGACCCCUUUAUAGGAA